CCGGGUCCGGGAAUCACUCAAGCUCUCCAAAUGUGGGUCGCGCUAUUCCUACGCCACCACAGCACGCCCAGGGUGUUUGUAUGGGGUGUAAAAUGUCUCACUAACACCCAUUUGAUUGCAUAGUGGAACUAUCACGUAGGCGUUGGUGCGGUCUCUCGCGCCGUUAAGGAAGUAGCAGACGGGAACCUUCAUUCUCCUUCAAGUCGUCACCCUCAAUUGUCCGGCGCUGCAACAAUGAGAUUUAUCGUCCUUUUCCUGUUGUUUCAAGGUUCAGCUGAGAGAGCACACCUUGCUGAAGAACAGCAGUCUUCAACAGAUGAUGACCCAGCCAAUCAGAUGCUAACGAGGAUUAUCUGCUCCUUAUAAAAAGCUCCAUAACAAUUCCUCCAGUGGGGGCUGCAGGUUAAAGUUCUUGGCGAAAUGAUCACAACCACAGUUGUAGGGUAUGUGGGUGAAACCAUUGUCUUGCCAGCCAAACCCAUCAAAUCAUGGACUCUGCUCAGAAUUGACUGGUCAAUAUUACACAACGUCACCUGGAUUGCAACAUGGGACAAAGGCGUUAUAAAAACUGACCAUCGCCCAGAAUACAAAGGGAGGCUCUCACUUAACAUAACUACAGCGGAUUUAACGAUGCGAGAUCUUAGGUUACGUGAUGCCAUGCAUUACGAUGUGGACAUCCUCAACACUUCACUUCACAACCAAGUAAACCGGGUCUAUCUUGAAGUGAAAGAACGCCUGAAGAAACCGACCAUACAGCUUUACCAAAAUUUCAUAAAAAGCGAAAAUGGCUGUGUAUUGGUGCUCAACUGUUCUUCUUCUGAUACUGGCGUUAACUUCUCCUGGGAGGUCGAGCCUCCGUGUCAUCACUGCAGCAGCAACUCUUCGACUGACACGUCAGAGCUCAUCGCCUUUUUCUUGACAACCCCAGACACUGUAAAUCUCACCUGCAUUGUCAAGCGCGAAUUGGAUAGCGCAUCAAGCAUUUUGAUCUCAAAGAUGAAAGUUCCAACAUUCGAAUCCAGACACAAUUGUGGUUACAUGUUCGCUUGGGGAUUCUUCACUACAAUGCUGGCUGUGACCGCGGUGAUUUUACUUUACCAUUUUAGAGGUAACAUAACCAAAAUGGUCCAGCAGUAUGGAGGGCUACCUAUCUUGCGUCCGACGGGAACCAGAGUUCAGGCGGAGACUGCGACUUCCUAAAAAUAAAAGUCCAAAAUUUGA
Molecule: messenger RNA, 1221 nt
Organism: Gambusia affinis (western mosquitofish)
Lineage: Eukaryota; Metazoa; Chordata; Actinopteri; Cyprinodontiformes; Poeciliidae
Product: SLAM family member 5
Exons: 7
Coding region: 421-1200 (259 amino acids)
Source: RefSeq, a predicted model, not a curated record